AUGAGCAGAAUGCUAAUUGAUGUCCCAGCAGCAGGAGAGGGAUGCUGUACGUGGAAGGAGCUAGAUUAUUCUUGUAGAGUCAUGGUUUCUCAUGGGAAGAUUGAUACCAACUUCACCAACACCACUGCAUUAGAAAACUAUAACCAGUAUGAAUCAAAUAAAAGGCACAGAUCAGGCGUCAUUCUUGAGGAGCUUUCAACAUUCAUCCUCCCACAACCAGUGUCAGCGCAGACAGCUAUGCAUAUUGAUGAAAUGUUAGCCGGAAUCCAUUAUUAUACCCCAGAACACGCACCUUACUCGGAGAUGAUACACAGAGCUAUUGAUCAUGCAUUAAAGGAGGGAAAAGGGUCAAGUCAAGCUUCUAUAUCUUUAUAUUUAAAAUCACAGUAUCAUGACCUUCCAUGGGCUCACGAGAGUUUUCUAUCUCACCACCUUGCCCUGCUAGCUACCAAAGGAGAGAUCACCAUCACCCCUAAUGGGUGCUACAUGUUCCCACCAUCAAGCCAUUACCUCAAGAACCAACAACAGGGGAGAAAGGAAGUGAAGAUGCCGUUAACAAUGCAAUACUCAAAUAUUGGUGAAGGAAACCUCUCUGUUAAGCCAGCAAUAACAACUAGUAUACCAUUGCUAGCACAAGCAGAUGAACCACAAGUAAUUAGAGCGGUAGUUGAAGUGAAGAAGCGUAGAGGGAGACCGCCAAAUAAAGAGAAAAUGGAGGCAAAGGAGAAGGAGAAACAAACAAAGGCAAGAAGGAAACAAGAUUGCUCGAACUUGGGAGGAGGUCAAGAGAUAUUGGUUAUAAAGGAUAAGAAGGUAUAUUAUGGGCCAAAGAAACGUAGAGGGCGGUCCCCAAAAUCUAGCAAUGAAGCAACUCCGGCAACUGCCAACGGUGACAGUGGUGGCGGCCGGUGGGAUUCAGACAAUGAGGGAAAGAAGGGGCAUGAAUGA
This is a messenger RNA of Dovyalis caffra, 948 nucleotides long. Lineage: Eukaryota; Viridiplantae; Streptophyta; Magnoliopsida; Malpighiales; Salicaceae. The record is from the annotation of a GenBank genome assembly.